Molecule: messenger RNA, 2042 nt
Organism: Synchiropus splendidus (mandarinfish)
Lineage: Eukaryota; Metazoa; Chordata; Actinopteri; Syngnathiformes; Callionymidae
Product: probable G-protein coupled receptor
Exons: 2
Coding region: 192-1451 (419 amino acids)
Biological process (GO): G protein-coupled receptor signaling pathway
Cellular component (GO): plasma membrane; endosome; signaling receptor complex
Molecular function (GO): G protein-coupled receptor activity
Source: RefSeq, a predicted model, not a curated record
GUUCAGAGUCAACAUUCUGGGGACAACAUUUGUGGGAUUUGGGAUGGAACCAUGACCCAGCCAUGGAGAUGACGUGGAACCAUCAAGGCAGACCGUUGGGUUGCAUCCAUGGACUCACUUCAACACCGAUUGGUGGUCGUCCUGCAGAACAAGCCUGUGAUCGGGGAGUGAACUCUGAAGUGUUAUCAUGAAUGAUGGAGGCAAACACAUCGACAUCUUCCCUGCAGCACGCUUCCUCCUCGGCUCUGGCGGCGCUUCUGCCCUCAGCUCCCGGCCGACACGUCAACACUCUUGCCGACAAACACGUCAAGCACCUGGUGGGAGUUUUCUUCCAGGUCACGCUGAAUGUUCUGGCUCUGGUCGCCAACACUGCCGUCCUGCUCGCUGUGGUUAAAGCUCCUCACCUGAGGAAGUUUGUGUUCGUGUGCCACCUCUGUGCGGUGGACCUGCUGUGUGCCGUCCUGCUCAUGCCUCUGGGCAUCGUCUCCAGCUCCUUGUACUUCGCAGAUGUGGUGUUCACCAUCCUGCAGUGUCAGAUCUACCUCUUCCUGAAGGUGCUCCUCAUGGCCGCCUCCAUCUUCACCAUCACAGCCAUCAGUGUGGAGCGCUACUACUACAUCGUCCACCCGAUGCACUACGAGGUCAAGAUGACCCUCAGGUUGACUGCGGCCGUGGUGGUCCUGGUGUGGGUGGCCUCCGUUUUGCUAGGGUUGUCCACUACGUUCGGUUGGCCGGCGUGUGAUGGCAUCAGCGCAGCCCAAUGCUCCUUGAUCUGGAGCCACAGAGACCACAGAGAGAUCUUCUCUGUUCUCUUCAGCGUCACAUGCUUUUGUCUCCCAGCUGUGGUGAUCUUCUCUGUCUACUGCAACGUUUAUAAGGUGGCUCGAGUGGCGGCACACCAGCACGGGCCACUGCCCUCCUGGACCCACCCUCCAACAAAGAACCGUUCAGACUCCAUCAACAGUCACACCACGAUAAUAACAUCCCGCUCGGCUCCGCGGAGAAUGGUGUGUGGCCACACUUUGGGAGGCGGGAAAGCUGCUCUCACCCUGAUGCUCAUCGUUGGACAGUUUCUAAUCUGCUGGCUGCCUUAUUUCGCCUUCCACAUUCACAUGACGAUAGAUCCCACAUCCGGCAUUCCAGAGGAUUUUGAGGACUCCGUCACCUGGCUGGCUUAUUCCUCCUUCGCCAUCAACCCUUUCUUCUACGGGCUUCUCAACCGUCAGAUCAGGGAGGAGCUCUGGAAGCUGAGGAACUGCUACUCCAGACGGCCUGUAGAACCUGCUGUGUCCAGCCAUGAUGGUUCAGGACCAGAGAACUUCUUACAGUUUCUCCACAGAACAAGCUGCACAGCCGAAUCGGGUGCAAGUUUCGUGACGUCUAGUCCGAGAAACACGCUGGACCCAACAGGGUUCAGAUUACCGGGACAGAUCCCUGAAGAAUUGGAUUAGAAAACUGCACUGCUGGAUAAAGAAUUGAAGUGUAAACCACCGGAAAAACCGUCUCUUAAGUUGCCCGUUCAUUCAACCAUUUGUGGUUCCAAGAAUCCUGAAUUAUUUGAUGUAAUGUUGUUCAUAAAUAUUGAUGCAUUUGAGCAGACCUUAUCCAGAUGCUAAUUCAUGACCACAGACAUCUUGGACUUUAUUUUGGAGUCAACUGUGAAGAAAUAUAAAACAUCACUCAUCAGCUGCAGUGAAUUAAUAAGUCUCAAACACAUUUUAAUAUUUGAUUCCAGAAGGAUAUUGAGUAAGUUGAAGCCGUACACUUGAGCUAAAACAUCAAUGUGGAAGUGCCCCAGUGAUGAGCAAACUCUUUGCUCCAUGAUGAAGUUUUUUUUUGUCCUUCUAUCCUGAAGUUUUUUUUUAAUAUAUGGUGGAAUGUUUUGGACACGACAUCAUGACAAUAUAAUCUGUUAUUUGGAUCCAUGUGUUGUUUUCUUUUCUCUGAUAAAUAAAUCUAAACUAACCCGAAGACAAUGGGGUUGGGAAAGAGGAGAAAAGUCGGACAAACAGGCAGAUGCAUCAAGCACUAUCAAAAUAAAA